Molecule: messenger RNA, 993 nt
Organism: Boleophthalmus pectinirostris (great blue-spotted mudskipper)
Lineage: Eukaryota; Metazoa; Chordata; Actinopteri; Gobiiformes; Gobiidae
Gene: b3gat1b
Product: beta-1,3-glucuronyltransferase 1 (glucuronosyltransferase P) b
Exons: 4
Coding region: 1-993 (330 amino acids)
Biological process (GO): chondroitin sulfate proteoglycan biosynthetic process; carbohydrate metabolic process
Cellular component (GO): Golgi membrane
Molecular function (GO): galactosylgalactosylxylosylprotein 3-beta-glucuronosyltransferase activity
Source: RefSeq, a predicted model, not a curated record
AUGCCGAAGAGACGCGACAUCGUGGCCAUUGUUUUGAUUGUGUUGCCGUGGACACUGCUCAUCACUGUUUGGCACCAGAACGCCAUCACUCCACUGCUCUCCUCUCAUGACAGAGUCAGUGGUCGCUCGAGGAACACCUUCAUCUAUAAGGACUGCUCCUCUCCAGGCCGUGGCAUUGUGGAGGUGGUGCGUACAGAGUAUGUGUACUCUCGCCCCCCACCCUGGUCUGAUGCCCUCCCUACCCUCCACGUGGUCACCCCCACCUACAGCCGGCCUGUGCAAAAGGCUGAGCUCACGCGCCUCGCCAACACGCUGCUCCAUGUGCCCAACCUGCACUGGAUCCUGGUGGAGGACGCCCAGAAGAAGACUAAACUGGUCAGUCGCUUCCUGCAGGAUACUGGUCUGAACUUCACCCAUCUGAGUGUUGAGACCCCCCGGAACUACAAGGUGCGAGGGGACACCAGGGACCCCCGAAUACCCCGUGGCACCAUCCAGAGGAACCUGGCUCUCCGCUGGCUCCGUGAAACCCUGAACCCCAACAGCAGCCAGCCUGGGGUGGUCUAUUUCGCAGAUGACGACAACACGUACAGCCUGGAGCUCUUUGAAGAGAUGCGCUCCACUAAGAAGGUGUCAGUGUGGCCUGUAGCUUUUGUGGGGGGACUUCGUUAUGAGUCUCCUAAAGUGAACUCUCUGGGUAAAGUAUUUGGCUGGAAAACUGUGUUUGACCCUCACCGGCCCUUUGCCAUCGACAUGGCCGGCUUUGCCAUCAACCUGCGCCUCAUCCUGUCCAAACCUCAGGCCUAUUUCAAACUGAGAGGAGUGAAGGGAGGCUAUCAGGAGAGCAGCCUAUUAAAGGAGCUGGUUACCCUCGGCGACCUGGAGCCUAAAGCUGCAAACUGCACCAAGAUUUUAGUAUGGCACACACGGACAGAGAAGCCAGUGCUGGUGAAUGAGGGCAAGAAAGGAUUUACUGAUGUGAACGUGGAGAUAUGA